AUGGGUCCAAAUAAAAGAGCCAUAUCUCUAGAAUUAGAAUGUGAAAUUAUCGAAAAAUAUGAGGAUGGCGAGGAUGUACGAAAAAUUGGCUUAACACCACAGAGUAAUGUAUGGAUCGGUGCCUGGUGGAUUGGCUUUAUCUUUGGGGCCAUAAUAUGUUUUCUUCUGGCAUUGCCUAUAAUAGCUUAUCCUUCAUCACUUCCAGGAUCGGAAGAGCUGCGCAACGCCCGAGUGUCAGAGGCCCACGCGCGUACUGGCGAUUCGAAGGAAGGAUUCGGACGGAUACGCGAGCUUCCGAGAGCUUUAAUGGAGCUUGUGCGCAAUCCAGCUUUUUCAUUCCUCAACUUGGCUGGCGCAUCGGAGGGACUGUUAAUUGCUGGUUUUGCUGCAUUUUUGCCCAAAUUAAUUGAAUUUCAAUUCAGCGUUACACCGACACGAGCUGCGUUAUUGAUGGGAUUAAUAACAGUUCCAGCAGGCGGAGGUGGUACUUUUCUGGGCGGAUAUUUGGUCAAACGAUUUUCUUUAUCUUGUAGUGGAAUUAUCAAACUCUGUGUGGUCGCAACUGCUGCAGGAAUAUUGUUUACCUUCUGUUUCUUACUGAAUUGCCCAAAUCAACCGUUUGCUGGUGUUACAGUACCGUAUUCAUCUUCCUUAACAAGCGAUUCUUUGAACAUCAGUUCACUGCCCUUGUCCCUGUCGGAUUCAUGUAAUUCAGGCUGCGAUUGUUCCAGAGCCGAUUUUGACCCGAUAUGUGGAUUCGAUCAAGUGAUGUAUUACUCGCCUUGUCAUGCCGGCUGCACCCAAGAAGAUUCCCAUGGUAACAUCAAGGUAUAUUCCCAAUGCCGUUGCAUAAAUUCAGAAAAUAGAAAGGUAUGGAAGCAAGACGAUGAAUCGAAAGAAUAUGAUGCCGCCAAUGUAACUUGUGAUUCAACUUGCCCCCAUUUACCACUAUUUGUGGGCCUGAUGGUCUUUGUAAUGUUUUUCACAUUUUUGUCUACAAUGCCAGCCUUGUCAGCAACUUUGCGAUGUGUGAGAGACGAACAAAGAUCGUUUGCAUUGGGAAUUCAAUGGAUAGUAGUACGUCUGUUAGGAACCAUACCAGCCCCAAUGCUUUUUGGAGCACUCAUCGAUGAAAGUUGCAUACUAUGGCAAGGAGACUGCGACUCCGGUGGGGCUUGUCUUGUUUAUGAUAAUAAAAAUAUGAGCAGGUAUAUGGUUGGAGCAGCAUUCAUAGGAAAAGCUUGCUCGUUGAUAUUUUUCUUUGCUGCUUGGUGGUUUUACAUUCCACCAAAAGCAAUAAAACCCCAAGCACAAAAUGAACUGCCAAUGAAUGGAAACCUUAAUCAUGUCGCAGAAAGGGAUAAAUAUUAA
Ctenocephalides felis (cat flea) is the source of this 1371-nucleotide messenger RNA. RefSeq names its product solute carrier organic anion transporter family member 4A1-like. The record is from RefSeq and is a predicted model, not a curated record. Gene Ontology annotation, molecular function: protein binding. Gene Ontology annotation, cellular component: membrane. Lineage: Eukaryota; Metazoa; Arthropoda; Insecta; Siphonaptera; Pulicidae. The coding region runs from base 1 to 1371 and encodes 456 amino acids. Gene Ontology annotation, biological process: sodium-independent organic anion transport; transmembrane transport. The transcript has 8 exons.